AUGACAUCGAUGCAAGAAAUGACGGAUAGCUUUCGCGACGUUUUUAAGUCGGAGCGUCUCGUCUACACCGCCCUCGAGGAGACGGACCGCUGCAAGGACUUUUGGUGGAAGUGCUGCGCCUCCGACCUCGUGAACCGGAGCCUCAUCGACGCCGGGCGCCCGGUGCCGCCCUCGCGCGCCGCCUCCGACAAGCAGCUGGCCGAGACUGUCAACGAGAGCAAGACGUACCUCGCCGUGCUCGUCUGCCUGCCCGCAGCAGACCCGGAGCCGGAGCAGCCGAUUGGCUACCUGGUCCUCAACAAGUCGUUUCCCAGCUGCGCGUCGUACCACCUCGGCUUUCUGCAGGAGCACCAGAACAAGGGCUACGGCCGCGAGGCGAUCCGCUGGGCGGCCGACUACGCGUUUACGUGGUGCAACCUGCACCGGCUGAGCAUCGGGGCUCUGUCGUACAACGAGCGCGCGAUGCACCUGUAUGCCAGCAUCGGGUUUGUGCAGGAGGCGAGGAGGCAAAGCUGCAUUUACUUGAAUGGGUCCUGGCACGAUCUGGUUGAUUAUCGCAUGUUGAGGGAAGAGUGGGAGAAGCUGCGUGAAGAAUCAGCGUGA
Molecule: messenger RNA, 603 nt
Organism: Akanthomyces muscarius
Lineage: Eukaryota; Fungi; Ascomycota; Sordariomycetes; Hypocreales; Cordycipitaceae
Exons: 1
Coding region: 1-603 (200 amino acids)
Molecular function (GO): acyltransferase activity, transferring groups other than amino-acyl groups
Source: RefSeq, a predicted model, not a curated record